Microtus oregoni (creeping vole) is the source of this 2001-nucleotide messenger RNA. It is a transcript of the gene Cdk6, whose product is annotated as cyclin dependent kinase 6. The record is from RefSeq and is a predicted model, not a curated record. The coding region runs from base 332 to 1312 and encodes 326 amino acids. Gene Ontology annotation, biological process: signal transduction; G1/S transition of mitotic cell cycle; cell dedifferentiation. Gene Ontology annotation, molecular function: ATP binding; cyclin binding; cyclin-dependent protein serine/threonine kinase activity. NCBI's taxonomy places the organism in Eukaryota, Metazoa, Chordata, Mammalia, Rodentia, Cricetidae. Gene Ontology annotation, cellular component: cytoplasm; cyclin-dependent protein kinase holoenzyme complex; nucleus. The transcript is spliced from 8 exons.
UGCUCCGCGCGGCGAGCACGUGCGGGGGCCGACGGACACCCCAGCUUUUCGGGAGGCCAGUGCCCCUGGCCCACAGGUGCAGAGAUUGUGGGCAGACCAAGCGGUCGCUGCGGAGGGGGAAGAGGAGGGAUCGGCACUCUCCUGCGGCGGCGGCGCGGCGACUCGGCUAGGCGGAGUUUCGCGGCGGCUGCGCCCGUCUUUGGCUCGCGGGCGAGGAGGGCGCCCAGUCCAGCCCGGCGACCGCGAGUCCGACUCCGGGCGUCCCCGAGGCGUCCAGACAGCAAGCGCACACUCAGGACCCUCUGUGCUGCACCGGCAGCGUCCAGCCAGCAUGGAGAAGGACAGCCUGAGCCGUGCGGACCAGCAGUAUGAGUGCGUGGCGGAGAUUGGCGAGGGCGCCUAUGGGAAGGUGUUCAAGGCCCGCGACCUGAAGAACGGCGGCCGCUUCGUGGCUCUGAAGCGCGUGCGGGUGCAGACCGGAGAGGAGGGCAUGCCGCUCUCCACCAUCCGCGAGGUGGCGGUGCUGAGGCACCUGGAGACCUUUGAGCACCCCAACGUGGUCAGGUUGUUUGAUGUGUGCACUGUGUCACGAACAGACAGAGAAACCAAACUAACACUAGUGUUUGAGCACGUUGAUCAAGACUUGACCACCUACUUGGAUAAAGUUCCGGAGCCUGGAGUGCCCACAGAAACCAUAAAGGAUAUGAUGUUUCAGCUUCUCCGAGGUCUGGACUUUCUUCAUUCUCACCGAGUAGUGCAUCGUGACCUAAAGCCACAGAAUAUCCUGGUGACCAGCAGUGGACAAAUCAAACUGGCUGACUUUGGCCUUGCCCGCAUCUAUAGUUUUCAAAUGGCCCUGACGUCAGUGGUUGUUACGCUGUGGUACCGCGCCCCAGAAGUCUUGCUCCAGGCCAGCUACGCUACGCCCGUGGAUCUCUGGAGUGUCGGCUGCAUAUUUGCAGAGAUGUUUCGCAGAAAGCCUCUUUUUCGUGGAAGUUCAGAUGUGGAUCAACUAGGAAAAAUCUUGGACGUGAUUGGACUCCCAGGGGAAGAAGACUGGCCCAGGGAUGUUGCUCUUCCCAGACAGGCUUUCCAAUCCAAAUCUGCCCAACCCAUCGAGAAAUUCGUGACAGAUAUUGACGAACUAGGCAAAGACCUACUUCUGAAAUGCUUGACGUUUAAUCCAGCGAAAAGAAUAUCCGCCUAUGGCGCCCUGAAUCACCCGUACUUCCAAGACCUGGAGAGGUACAAGGACCACCUGCACUCCCACCUGUCACCCAGCCAGACCACCUCGGAGCUGAACACAGCCUGAGGAUCGUGGGGGAUACCAUGAGCUGGUCAUCUGAACAUGUCCGUGGCUGACGAGUCCCCUGAGAAAGCCUUGCAGAGCAGUUGAAGAUGGCUGCCUGCAGGCCUUCCAGAUGCCAGCUUCUGGAUGGGCUCUGCUUCACCAAGGAGACCACCUAGUUUACUGUUCCAAAAUCAAUGCAAGAGCGAUUGCCGCUUUAUGUUCGUUCACCUGUUUGUUGUCUGUCUGUCUGAAGAACCUGGAAAACUUCCAGAUGAAGAGAAGCUGCUGACCCAUCGUGCUGCCAUUUCAUUUUCUAACCUUGAGUGCUGCCCGCUGUGGGAUGGUAAUCUAGGUCCGGCUGAGUUAUGACAUCAUCUCUGCAGCUGCUGGGCCUGCUUUGGUACUUGUGAGAGAGAGAGAGAAAGAGAGAGAGAGAGUGUGUGUGUGUGUGUCAGUGUCAGAGAGAGAGAGAGAGAGAGAGAGAGAGAGAGAGGUUCCUGAUCUUGUAAAGUGUUAACUUUUUGUAGACAACAAGAAUAAUUGAAUUUUAGAGACUAAGGUGAGGGCUUAGUACAAUGAAGGUGAUUGAGCAGUGUGUUUCUCUCCAGUUAGAAAGGUGAGCCUAUGUCCUCAGCAUUUCCUUUCUGUCCAAAGGCUUUUGCUAGCUGUAAACGAUAAAGUUUUGGACACCACAAAAACAAGAAAGUGAG